CUUCUCCACAGUAUAAAAACGCCGUUUAAUCGGCGAGACCAACACUCAAACAUAGGCGUAUUCAAUUUGGUCAAAAUAUUCAACCAUACAGUUGCAGCAACCAUAAAUCGACAUUUCUUGUUUGUCUUGUAACAUGUUAAACUGUUUGGUCGCCAUAAAUUUUAUCAUUUCUUUAUAGUAUACUAUAAAUAAAAGAAAACUUCCCACCUAAUAUUAUGAGCACAUUUAAAUUUCUCAACCACUUCCUCAAUUCGAAGUCCACAUAUAUUCACUAUCGUUUUUCGUGUCACAAAAAUCAUACCUUUAUUUCCUCUCAAUUUCGUGUCUUCUCUUCUUCUACAAGUAGCAUAAGCUAUAUGGAGCUGGUCAAGGAAGUUGCCAACAAGGGACCUGAAUCGCAGCAGAAUAUUGCCAUAAGAGCUGAUGAAAAGAGCUACAGUUACCUGCAGUUGAUAUCAUCUGCGAGGAGGAUUUCUAAUUUGUUAAGCAAGCUAGAUCUCAAAAGUGACAAAGGAGCAAGAGUAGGGAUUGUGGCCAAACCUUCUGCUGAGUUCGUUGCUGGAAUACUAGGGACCUGGCUUAGUGGAGGCUGUGCGGUCCCUCUUGCUCUGAGCUACCCUGAGGCUGAACUGCUACAUGUGAUGAACGACUCGGACAUCUCCAUAAUUUUGAGUACUGAAGACCACAAAGAACUUAUGAAUACAAUUGCAGCAAAAACUGGUGCUCAGUUAUCUCUCAUUCCUUCAAUUCCGGACGCGCAUUCAUCAAUAGAGCAUGACCAGUCAGAAGACACGGUUUCUGAUGGUCAACAAAAUCUGCUAGAAACCAAUUCCUAUGGUGAGAUAAUGGGAGAGAACCCCGCUUUUAUCUUGUACACCAGCGGUACAACAGGGAAACCAAAAGGAGUUGUCCACACACACAAUGGAGUCUUGGCACAGGUCCAAAUGUUAGCUAAUGCAUGGGAAUACACAUCCAAGGAUCAAUUUCUGCAUUGUCUACCACUCCAUCAUGUGCAUGGACUUUUCAAUGCUUUACUUGCCCCUCUUUAUGCAGGUUCCACGGUUGACUUCGUGCCAAAAUUCAGUGUGAGGGGAAUUUGGCAGAGAUGGCGUGAAUCAUAUCCUACAGAUGGGACUAAAAUAGAUAAUGCCAUUACAGUUUUUACUGGAGUUCCAACUAUGUAUGCACGAUUGAUACAAGGUUAUGAAGCAAUGGAUCCAGAACUAAAAGAAGCUUCUGCUUCAGCAGCGAGGCACUUGCGUCUUAUGAUGAGUGGCUCCUCUGCACUUCCUCUGCCCGUCAUGCAGCAGUGGGAAACCAUUACUGGACAUCGCUUGUUGGAACGUUAUGGCAUGACUGAGUUUGUGAUGGCAAUCUCUAAUCCCAUAAGCGGCAAGCGCAAAGGAGGUACUGUUGGCAAGCCAUUUCCGGGUGUGCAGGCCAAGAUUCUUUUGGAAGAUGAAAGUAGUAACGACGAAACUGGAGUUGGGGAGCUCUGCAUUAAGAGCCCAUCAUUGUUCAAAGAAUACUGGAAAUUACCUGAGGUAACCAAGCUGUCAUUUACUGAUGAUGGAUAUUUCAAGACUGGAGAUACUGUUACUGUUGACGAAGACGGAUAUUACAUCAUUUUGGGACGUACAAAUGCUGAUAUUAUGAAGGUUGGUGGAUACAAAUUGUCAGCAUUGGAAAUUGAAGCAGUUCUGUUAGAGCAUUCAACUAUAUCAGAAUGCUGUGUGUUAGGCUUGCCUGACAAAGAUUAUGGUGAAGUGGUAUGUACAAUAGUUGUGCCUGAAGCUGAAGUCAAAAGAAAACGAGACGAUGAGUUAAAGCCUGCACUAACCUUGCAAGAACUUUCUGAUUGGGCUAAGGAGAAACUUGCUCCCUACAAGAUACCAACUCGUCUAUAUCUGUGGGACUCGUUGCCUCGAAAUGCUAUGGGGAAGGUAAAUAAAAAAGAGCUGAAGAGAAAGCUGGUUGAAGAUCCCAAACAAGUUUAAGUUGGUCAGAAAGCAAGGAGAAGAUGGAAUAUCAGAAAGUACAAUAAUGCUCCAAGGUGUCAGAGGGGCUUUCUAUGUUUUUAACCACAAGUAAGGUCUUGAAGAUUAUCACAGCAGAUAGUGAUUGAAGUAUGUACUGCAGGAAAGUACUGAAGGGAUUUUUAUUUACCUCGGAGAGAAGUAAUUCCUCUGUAGGUUUCAUAUUGGAUUCUAGGAUAUUUAUAAGGAGAAAAGAAACUGUUUUUUACAUAGAAUUUAGAAAGCCUGUUAGAGUUAAUACAUGGAUAAUGUAGGUCAAGAUAGAUCCUUGAGCCCCAUGAAUUUACCAUGUAAAAUGGAAGAAUGGUGUCUUGUGGAUCUGAAUAAAAUGCAUAAUUUGAUUUCUUUAUUCAUUC
Molecule: messenger RNA, 2392 nt
Organism: Lycium barbarum (goji berry)
Lineage: Eukaryota; Viridiplantae; Streptophyta; Magnoliopsida; Solanales; Solanaceae
Product: probable CoA ligase CCL8
Exons: 17
Coding region: 216-1997 (593 amino acids)
Biological process (GO): fatty acid metabolic process
Molecular function (GO): medium-chain fatty acid-CoA ligase activity
Source: RefSeq, a predicted model, not a curated record